AUGGAUGACGAUCAAACAGUCGUGUUUCGUCCGCCUGACACAUCCAAGUCCAUAAUUGAAAAUAUUUUGGAGGUGACACCGUUGGCGUCUACUUCAGCGAAAUCUACACUGUUCACCAAUGCUCGGCCCCUUUGGUAUCCCCCGGAUGCUCGCGGCAUAUAUGGAGGGAUAUGCCUUGCUCAAAGUCUCAACGCCGCACAGGCUACAGUCCCACAAAACUUCGUCGUCCAUUCUAUGCACGGUCAAUUCGUCCUGGCUGGAAAUGCAGACAACCGGCUCUUGUACCACAUUGACAAUGUCAACAAUGGGAAGAGCUUCGCCACACGAGCGGUCAAGGUAACACAGGGAGUGCGGACCAUCUUCAUCGCCAUCAUCAACUUCGUCCGAGAAAUGGAUCCAGGGCGGAAACACAUGGAACAUUCCGAGCCCAUCCCACAUCGCAUCCCGGGACCUCCUCUUGAAUCGGGUUCCCGAAAUGAUACUUUUAAAAAAGCUCCCUAUGUGACCAAGAAAGUUGGCCUUACCAACAGCCACUCCAGGCAUCCCCAUCAGAAACGAAUUCAUCAGUGGAGUAAAGCAAGUGACAAAAUCUCGUCAUCGGGAGGUAUUCAUGCGCACCUUCCAGCUCUAGCAUAUAUCUGCGACAACUACUUUGUCGGCACGAUCCCUCACGUGCAGAAUAUCUGGGACUUCGUUAGGCCUCCACAGACUGAAUUUGAUGUGGGCGGAAAAGAUAUGUCCGAGCAAUCCACCAUUCAUAAACGAAUCCCCCAUUCAGGCGAAAAGAGUGAACUACGUUUACCCCGAGAAGAAGAAUUACGUGUUGGAAUGAUGGUUACGCUGAGUCAUACGAUGUUUUUCCACAAUCCGCGUGCCACCAGGGUCGAUGAAUGGAUGUUGUCCGAGCUGGCAAGUCACUGGGCUGGCAAUGGGCGAGGAGUCGCCACGCAGAAGAUAUGGUCGAAGGACGGCGUGUUGAUUGCGAGCUGUGUUCAGGAAGGAGUGGUUCGGCUGGCAAACCAAGACACGGGUCAACAUCUGACACAGUGCUCGAAGAGUCGAUUGUAA
This is a messenger RNA of Rhinocladiella mackenziei CBS 650.93, 1068 nucleotides long. Its product is annotated as acyl-CoA thioesterase II. Lineage: Eukaryota; Fungi; Ascomycota; Eurotiomycetes; Chaetothyriales; Herpotrichiellaceae. The record is from RefSeq and is a predicted model, not a curated record. Gene Ontology annotation, molecular function: fatty acyl-CoA hydrolase activity. Gene Ontology annotation, cellular component: peroxisomal matrix. Bases 1 to 1068 code for a protein of 355 amino acids. Gene Ontology annotation, biological process: acyl-CoA metabolic process; fatty acid catabolic process. The transcript has a single exon.